This is a messenger RNA of Cetraspora pellucida, 3492 nucleotides long. NCBI's taxonomy places the organism in Eukaryota, Fungi, Glomeromycota, Glomeromycetes, Diversisporales, Gigasporaceae. The record is from the annotation of a GenBank genome assembly.
AUGAAUGAAAAUAAAUUAAGUAAUUCUAUGGAUGACUUCUGUAAACGUAUGGACCAAUGGAAUCAGGGUGAAGGUGAACCCCCUCGUCAUGCAUUUAGUUUAGGACAACUUUUAUUAAAGGAAAAUCCAAAUUCUAGAGGAGUAGAUGGAGCUACUCGUGGUAUAUUUCUUAUUGGCGAUCAGAGUUCAUCGAAAUCUACUACUGUAAACAGUAUUAUACAACAAGUAGCAUUACAAAUUGGUAAUAAUACUGUCACUAAAAUUAGAACUUGGAUUGAUCAUCGAUACGAUCCCGAAUUGGAAAAAGAAGCAAAAUAUGACUUGCUGAUAGAAGAACAUGAUAAGCCAGAAAAACCCGUAACGCUUCUUCAUAAUCGCAGCUUACAGGAUUUAACCAUUGAAUUUACAAAACUUAACGCCAACAAUAUGGAUGAUAAAAGAGAUGCUCGAAUUAUUAUCCACUCCAACAUUCCAUCUUUUGCGAUAGAUUGCUGUGAUAAUCCGGGAUUGACACCAACCAAUCAAGAUAUAGAAAAUAUUACUGAUAGUAUUACUAAACGUACAUUAAAUAAAGUGAUAGAACGUCAAAAAUUGCAAAAUGAUAGUAUAGUACUUUUGUGUAUCUCAGCAACAAAAGUUGAAAGUCCAUCAUGGACUCGACAUAUGGAUUUAAUUGAACAACUUGAUGGCAAGAAUUUAAUUGUCCUUGUUACAAGGAUGGAUUUGCUUAACAUUAGCGAAGUCUCUCAAGAGAUAAGAACUAAUAAAGAAUUCAUAAAAACGUUAACGGGUAAUAGUUUUGAUAUUCAAGAAAAUAAUAAUGAUUUCGGACCUCUUCGCUGUAGUUCAUGGGAUAUCCUCCAAUAUCUUCGUACAAAAAUUGAAUUUCAAGCUGAGCCUCGUCAUUUUCCAGAUGGUGUGCAGUUUCAUUACGCGGCUUCCAGCAGCGAAAGUUGGGAUGAUUUGUUGAAGCAUGGAUGGGAUGCAUUUAAGGAAUCAGAAGCCAAAAACAAUGAAAAGAUGCACGAAAUUCUUUGCAGCAAUAAAGAUGAAUGGAAAAAGAAUGGUAUUGAAUUAAUUGAGAUGAAUGAUAAACAAAUUGAAUUCGAAAAUUCGGUUGGGAUGGCAAAAUUGCGAAAAAAAUUACUCGAUACAUUACAUAUACAUAUUGUGAAAGCUGCAAAAGAACUUAUGAACUAUACAUCCGAAUGGCAAUCUAAUAAGAUAAGGGAACUAGAUAAAAUGGUAAAAAGUAUUAAAUCUUUUAAAGAUCGAUCAGAAUUGAUAACUUCGUUCUGCAAAGAGUUUAUAGUAGUAUUUCAGACACUUUUUGCUUCACCACUAUAUACUCCAACUAUUCAUUCUAACCAUCGGUUAAAAAAAUUUGGAAAUGAAAUCAAAAAGGCGCGAGAAACUAGAAUAGAAUAUGGUUGGUCUUUACAUGAUAUGUGGAAAAUUUUCGAGGCUCUUAGAGGCACUAGCGGAUUUGCAGAAUUUCCGCCUCAAGAAUUUUGCGAUGCAAAUUUUCAAAACUACAUUGACAACAUUGAGAAUUAUAUCAAUUCGGCUGAUGUUCAUUUAAAUACUGCACAGAUGUUAAUACAGAGGUUAACACAAGAGUAUACAUUGAGGUCAUCUCUUAUCAAUUUACAAAAACCUGAUGCUAAAAAGUUCGUUUCACGUCAGGUACAAGCUUCAACAGCAACCCAGUUAAGUUUUGGCCCUGCAGUCGAUCAAAAAAUUAGCGAAGAUUAUGGUAAAAUUUUCUGCAUACAUGAUAAAUAUGAACAAGAAAAUACUAGCGGUGAUACAGAAAAUUUUAUCGAAAUGCAAGGGGGAAACCAAUGGGUGUCUGUUUUUGGAGCAUUGUGCCUAUUGUUGCAUGCAGAAUACACCAUUCGUAUCAUGCGUGACACGGAAUUUUCUUUUCUGUUACGAUUGCAAAACGAAGAUCCGAUGCAAGGUAUUUUGGUAUCAAAAUUUAAGCAAUAUUGGGUAUUGAGAAAGGAAAUUAAGGAAAAUUCGGUAGACCAGCAAAGUACAGCGAAGCAAAUUGCAAAAAUUAUGGAGUCGACAGGAAAAUCAAAUUUUAAGAAAACUAAAUUGACUAAAGUAUCACCAAUUGAUGAUAUAUCAUGGGCAAUCUAUGCCAUGUUCUUCGAGAAACCAUAUCGUCAUUUAAAAAAAACAUUAGACGAACGUACUGAUUUAUUAGUCAUGACGCAUGCUACGUCACUUGUUCAUUGUUAUCAGUUAAGCGGCAUCUGUGUGCAUCGAGACGAAGAUUAUCUGAUGAAAUGGGCAGUAGAUAAUCCGAAUUCCGCAUAUGGAAGGGCAUUCGUGGUUACUGAACAGGACGUAAUAGAUUUUGUGAAACCUUCGCCCGAAGAAAAUGUGUCAAAUAGCGAUGAGACACAGCAAGUUGCAGAUCCUCCAAAUAGCAAGACUUUUCAUAAUUUAACAAUGGAUAAUUUUAAAACGUUUCAAAAAGGAAAAAAAAAUGACAAGGAGUCACAGACUAAUUCAGCAGGAGAAACAAAAAAUAAGCCCUUGAUUUUUUCAACUCUGUCGGAAACAAUGACUGAUAGAAUCAGAAAUUUUAUGAAAGGAAAAUCUCCAGAUCGGGUAGACAUGGUAAAGUUAUUUAUAGAUCUUGCUGAUAUGGGCAGAAAUCCAGACACAUUUGAUGAACCCGAAAGCAAGACUAAUCUUUCUGAAAAAGAAGAAAAUGCUGUUGACUAUGUAUAUAGGCGCCGUUUGACUAUGGGAAUUUCAAGCAGUAUCACUGAUGUUAUACAACAGCUUUCUAAGAUGCAGUACGAAUUCAGCCACCAACAGACUGCCGAUAUUCUAAAAUGUGAGCUACUUGGCCGCGUCGCAUCUUUGUUGCUUGGUUAUGGGUAUCCAUAUCAUCCCGACGAACGCCCUUCAUCCAAAUGGUAUCUCUCACCAGAAGUAGUUAUACAAUUUCUUAUUAAAAAUCAAUCAGUUUUUGAAAGCGAGUCGAAAUCAGAAAGCAACUGGAACUUUUUACUUAAUCCUCGGAUAUUAGAGUCACCGCUUGUUAAGCGCAUUAUUAGUUUGAGUUUAGACGAUGAUGUUUCCACAAAAAAUCUCAUUAACGGUUAUGACUUAAAAACAGUGUCAUAUCAUAUCAAACGGCUUCAUAUGGCAAAAGCUGAAGAUUUGGAUGCAUAUAUUAUUGAAUUCCUUGCCGACGAUCGGUUUAAUUGGCAGCAAGAUGAAGAAAACCUAGAAAUAAAAAUAAAGGAUCUAAAAGAUACGAUAAAUAAAUACAAGAAAUGGAAUCAUUAUCUUGAAGCUUAUAAUAAAGUUGCAGUUGCAAUUUUUGAAGACAAAAAGGAAGAUAUAGGAGAUAUAAAACCCGAUAUAGAUUUUGAUGAGAAAGAUGAUAAUGAAAAUGAUGAUAGUGAUGAAAAUGAUGGUAAUGAUGACAGUGAAUAUGAAGAUAGUGAAGAAGAUAGCAAAUAG